AGCUGCAGCGGCCGGGGCUCAUUUGUUCCCGGCUGAGGAGCAGCAUCCUCCGGGACACCGGCGGAGGUACCAGCGUGGCAGCACCGACACCUCCUCCAGGCGGGGACAGGGACCUCCUCCAGGCGGGGACAGGGACCUCCAGGCGGGGACAGGGACCGGAGCAGCGGGGCACCAGCCGAGCGCAGCGCGCAGCCUCCGCCGCAGCAUGAGCGCGGACGUGGCGGUGACCGUGUGGGUGCUGCUGGUGGACGUGUCGGUGUCCCUGGCGGUGCUGGUCGGGGUGGUGGUUGUGAGUGAUGUCCUCCGCAGGUUCCUGGCCCGGGCCCUGGCGGACACGGGGCUGUGCGGGUACGCGGCGGAGUUGGUGUCCACGCUGCAGCUGUGCUGCUGCACGCUGGAGCUGAAGCUGCUGUCGGCGGCGGGGCGGCUGUCCCCGGGGCCGGCGCUGCUCCUCACCUACCUGGGCUCCGUGGUGCACGGCCUGACGUUCCGCGGGGCCGCGGGGAACCCGUCCGGCGUGCUGGAGCACGCCUACCGCCGCAGGCUCACGCCCGCAGCGGCGCUGCGGCGCAUCGCCUGCCAGUUCGCCGCGGCCGCGGCGGCGCGCUUCGUCCUCGUGCCCGCGCUCUGGGGUCUGGGGGUCUCCUCGCUGCACGCGCAGACCCGCAGGCUCGGGUUCCCGUGCGGGAGCCCCGUGCGGGGCUCCGUGUGCGCGGCCGCCGCCGUGGAGGCGGCGUGCGCCUUCGCGGUGCAGACUGUCAGCACGCACACGCAGGGCGUGGAGGAGAAAUACCGGGUGCACGCAGUGGCCGCCGUCAUCGCGACGGUGGUUUAUGCAGGUGGCCAGAUGACCGGAGCUGUGUUUAACCCUGCGCUGGCCUUCUCCACACAGUUCCCUUGCAGUGGAACCUCCUUUCUGGAGAACUGCUUCAUAUACUGGCUUGGCCCACUUCUCGGUAUGAUGAGCUCAGUCCUGCUGUUUGACAAACUCGUAGCUCUGUUGUCCGGGCAACCACUGCCUCUCCACCUCCCACUGGAGUCCAAGAAGAAGAUAUGAGCAACUGGGAGAACCCAGAGAACGAUGGGACAUCGUUUCCUACGGACAUUUAACCUUCUUCCUAGUGAAGAAUAACACGAACACUGAUAUGCACUUUUAAAGAGACCUGUUUUAAACGGCGGAGCAUGACCCUCAGCAUGAUUUGAUAGUACAAGCACAUCUUAAGACUGGUAAAUUUAACGGACACAUUUUUACCUCACAAUUAGUUGUUACAUCAAAAGUAGCUGGUUUUAAAUGAAAAAGCAGCACAAUAGUUGUCUCAAACCCACUGAACAGCACUUUUUAUCUCAGCACGCUAACUUGACAUGAUUUAUUAGAAAAUCACUUCCACACGGAGGGAUGUGUGUCUUCUGGUAUCGUCAAGUCCUGUAAACGAGUCUCGUAAUGUAAUA
This is a messenger RNA of Cololabis saira (Pacific saury), 1449 nucleotides long. RefSeq names its product aquaporin 11 (gene aqp11). Gene Ontology annotation, cellular component: membrane; cytoplasm. The record is from RefSeq and is a predicted model, not a curated record. Gene Ontology annotation, biological process: transmembrane transport. Bases 206 to 1057 code for a protein of 283 amino acids. The transcript is spliced from 3 exons. Lineage: Eukaryota; Metazoa; Chordata; Actinopteri; Beloniformes; Belonidae. Gene Ontology annotation, molecular function: channel activity.